Olea europaea var. sylvestris is the source of this 1703-nucleotide messenger RNA. Its product is annotated as post-GPI attachment to proteins factor 3-like. The transcript has 5 exons. Gene Ontology annotation, molecular function: hydrolase activity, acting on ester bonds. The coding region runs from base 655 to 1485 and encodes 276 amino acids. The record is from RefSeq and is a predicted model, not a curated record. NCBI's taxonomy places the organism in Eukaryota, Viridiplantae, Streptophyta, Magnoliopsida, Lamiales, Oleaceae. Gene Ontology annotation, biological process: GPI anchor biosynthetic process. Gene Ontology annotation, cellular component: endoplasmic reticulum membrane.
UGAAUGUGUGUUUGAAAAUGAUCUUGUAGCAAACCAGAAAAUAAAUUUAUGGUUGUCAAACAGGCACUCAAUUUCUAUGCUAUUGCCCAAAUUUUAUUUUGUGAUUUUUAUUUUGCUUGUGUGUGGAGCACAACUUUUGCAGUCAAUUGUCUUCAUUUAUUGAUGAAAUUAGCUGCUCAAAGUUUGUUCUUUUUGACUUUUUCAUGGCUGUCUUCAGCAGGAUCGACUUUUCCCCUUUCUUCCUCUUGUUGUGCGGCGAGUGUUGUUUUGCUUCUUAAAAUUAUUCUUCACACUAAGCCUUAUCCAAAGAUUCUUUGAUCAAUAGAAACUAUUGAAACUUCAAUCUUUAUUUUUAUAUUUAUACCUUUUCUCCUGCAUAGCCAGUUUACUCGCAUCCAAAAUUGUAUGCAAUUAAUAUAGGUCUGACAACUCUAUUUUCCUGCCAUCUUUGGAUUGGCAUGCUUGACAUGACACAUGGCUGUAACAUAAAAUUGAAAAAGCUAAAUAUCGAAGGAAUUUAUUUCUGUUCGUCUCAGUCUGAAAUCCAAAAGGGAUUGCGUAGGACAAUGUGAAAAGACUGGAUGUGUAGGGGAGAGAUGCUUUCUGCACUGCAAAUUCUCCUCAGACAGUUCUUCCCUCGAUGGCCCUUGGUACAUGCAAGAGCCUCUUUACUUGCAGUGGAAACAAUGGGAUUGCCAGAGUGAUUGCCGCUACCAUUGUAUGCUUGAUAGAGAAAAAGAAAGAGCAGAACUUGGUCACGGCCCUUUUAAAUAUCAUGGCAAGUGGCCUUUCCGACGUCUGUAUGGUUUCCAGGAGCCGGUUUCUGUAGGUCUUUCAGCUCUCAACCUUGCAAUGCAUUUCCAUGGCUGGCUUUCUUUUUUCAUCCUUCUUUACUACAAGUUGCCACUAAAACCAGAUAAGAGACCAUGCUAUGAUUAUACUGGCCUGUGGCAUAUCUAUGGGUUCUUGUCCAUGAAUUCAUGGUUCUGGAGUGCAGUCUUCCACAGUCGAGAUGUGGACUUGACCGAAAAGCUAGACUACUCAUCAGCAGUUGCCUUACUCGGAUACUCACUUCUUUUGGCCAUAGUGAGAAGUUUCAGUGUGAGGAACGAAGCUGCAAGGGUCAUGGUUGCUGCUCCACUGGUUGCUUUUACGACUACCCACAUAUUGUACCUUAACAACUAUAAAAUGGACUACGGGUGGAAUAUGAAAGUGUGUGUUGUGAUGGGCGUCACUCAACUUCUCGUUUGGGCAAUGUGGGCCGGGGUUACCCGUCAUCCUUCUCGCUGGAAGCUGUGGAGUGUGGUUGUAGGAGGUGGCCUGGCGAUGCUGCUGGAGAUCUAUGACUUCCCUCCUUACGAAGGACUGGUCGAUGCCCAUGCUCUUUGGCACGCUACCACUAUCCCUCUAACAUACGUCUGGUGGAGUUUUAUCAAGGAUGACGUUGAAUACCGAACAUCUAGCCUACUCAAGAAGGUAAAAUAGCAUGUAUUCCCGUCUUAACAGACGACCCCAAAUGGGUUGCUUUUAGACCGAAAGCGUGGCCGGAGGAGCCACAGAAUGUAUCUUUCUCGACUGAAAUGCAUGUCACUGAAUGCACUAGUCUUUCCGGCAAAUAUAUUAGCAAGAGAUUGGAAGUUUUUAUGAUUUUUGGUUGUUGCUAGAAUCGUAUAUCGUAAACUUGUUGACGAACUUUUACAUUA